ACAUGAUAGGAAAGUGUGCUAGAUCUUCAACACAGCUGCUACAUUCCCCCAACAUUACUUCGCUCUGUUGCAGCCAGCAGUUACAGCAGAAGGAUGCGGCUACUCACAUAUGCUGCUGUCCUUGUCCUAAGUGUAGGGGGCAGAUGUCAGGGAAAUCAGAGGCGAGAUGUAAAGUGCAAUAACAGAAACUGUGGAGUCAACGAGAUCUGUGUCACCAACGCGUCUGGUGAACGAUGUGAAUGCAUGUUUGGUUAUAUCAAGACCAACGGAAACAUUUUCUGCCAACCGUCAUACACUGAGCGGCCUCUCGACAAGAUUAUUCGCGUAAACCGUUUAAAAGGAGUUUUACAUGAACUGUUCGAGGGUGAUAUAAAGCUGAAUCCUGAUCAAAAACGAGCAAUCGACGUGUACCUAGACCUUGUCAAAUGGAAUAUACUUGGCAAAAGAAACGAACCAUCAUUUAUAACUGGCGUUGACACGAAUUUAACUGACAGUCUACCCGACAUCCCCAUUCAGUACUGGCGUCUUCCGGUGCCUGUUGCAUUCGCACCUGAUGUUCCAGAUUCGGUUCGUGGCGACUUUUUGACUAUGGACAUCAAAGGUUACGCAUUCUUUCGUCCGUAUAAUGAUGGUGACAUUGAUUACAUAAUGGUACGGAAAGGUCACGGGUGUUGGUCCUAUGUUGGUCGACAAGGGGGGAUGCAGGAGGUUGCCGUCGAUGACGGCUGCGGUGAUAGAGAUACGAUAGGGCACCUGUUCUUUCACGCACUUGGGAUGUGGCAUGAACAAAACAGGGCUGAUCGGGAUGAGUAUAUUACUCUACACCCUCUCAACAUGGAAGCUGGUACGUCACAUUCAGUUUCAUGCGAAUGUUUUAUACUGAAGCUCAGAGACUACAUUAUGUCAACUCACGUCUUAAAAUAUUGA
Haliotis rubra (blacklip abalone) is the source of this 927-nucleotide messenger RNA. RefSeq names its product meprin A subunit beta-like. Gene Ontology annotation, biological process: proteolysis. The record is from RefSeq and is a predicted model, not a curated record. Gene Ontology annotation, molecular function: metalloendopeptidase activity; zinc ion binding. Lineage: Eukaryota; Metazoa; Mollusca; Gastropoda; Lepetellida; Haliotidae. The transcript has 7 exons. The coding region runs from base 94 to 927 and encodes 277 amino acids.